Doryrhamphus excisus (bluestripe pipefish) is the source of this 2828-nucleotide messenger RNA. Its product is annotated as gap junction delta-2 protein-like. Gene Ontology annotation, biological process: cell-cell signaling. The record is from RefSeq and is a predicted model, not a curated record. NCBI's taxonomy places the organism in Eukaryota, Metazoa, Chordata, Actinopteri, Syngnathiformes, Syngnathidae. Gene Ontology annotation, cellular component: connexin complex. Gene Ontology annotation, molecular function: gap junction channel activity.
CGGCUCCCACUGUGGACAAACGCAUCUGGCACAAAGCGCCGUGGGGAAAGAAGACGUCACCUUCACGCCCUAUCGGGUGGGAAAAUGUCUGAUUCUUAGACUUUUUUAUUAGUCAUAUUUAUUUUCUUUACAGCCUUUUUACCUGCACACUUUGCGUCUGGUUGAGGUUUGGUCCGAAUGAACAGUCAUGGGAGAAUGGACGAUCUUGGAGCGGCUCUUGGAGGCGGCUGUCCAGCAGCACUCCACCAUGAUAGGGCGGAUCCUGCUGACAGUGGUGGUGAUUUUCCGGAUUCUGAUCGUGGCGAUAGUGGGAGAAACGGUGUACAAUGACGAGCAGUCCAUGUUCGUAUGUAACACUCUCCAGCCCGGCUGUAACCAGGCGUGUUACGACAAAGCUUUCCCAAUCUCCCACAUCAGGUACUGGGUGUUCCAGAUCAUUAUGGUCUGCUGCCCCAGCCUCUGCUUCAUCACCUACUCUGUCCACCAGUCUGCCAAGCAGAAGGAACGACGCUAUUCCACGGUCUACCUCUCCCUGGACAAGGAACAGGACUCAAUGAAGAGGGAGGACAGCAAGAAGAUCAAGAACACCAUUGUUAACGGAGUACUGCAGAACACCGAGAACUGCAACAAGGAGGCGGAGCCUGAUUGCCUGGAGACCAAGGACAUUCCCAACUCAGUCCUGCGAACUACAAAGUCCAAAAUGAGGAGACAGGAGGGCAUAUCUAGGUUCUACGUCAUCCAGGUGGUGUUCAGAAACGCACUGGAAAUCGGCUUCCUGGUGGGUCAGUAUUUCCUGUACGGAUUCAAUGUUCCUGCCGUGUACGAGUGCGAUCGGUACCCGUGCAUCAAAGAUGUGGAGUGCUAUGUCUCCAGGCCCACGGAGAAGACCGUGUUCUUGGUUUUCAUGUUUGCAGUCAGCGGGAUUUGCGUGGUGCUCAACUUAGCGGAGCUCAACCAUCUGGGCUGGAGGAAGAUCAAGGCUGCUGUUCGCGGCGUGCGAGCGAGGAGGAAGUCCAUUCAGGAGAUCCGGAACAGAGACUUGCCCAGGAUGAGUAUGCCCAAUUUCGGACGCACUCAGUCCAGUGACUCUGCGUACGUGUGAAUAUUUGGAACACAUGUGGAGAUACCUUAUGCUGAAGAAAGGACUACAAAGUCUUCAUCGACCCACCGUCCCUUGGGACCAUGGUUCACCUUUGUUGGACAUUUUAUCUUAACAACCUUUGUUGGAAAUACGUUGUGGUUCUCUUCUGACACAAGAAAAUGAAUGGCUUGUUUCAGUCCUCAUUAAGUGCAUCUUAAAGUGUUCAUGAAUGCACCGCGGCACGGAUGGAAAAGGGACAAUUUUGGACCACAGAUCGUUUUCUUUUGGACCUCGGCUUAUUCUAAAAAAUAACAGAAUAUCAUUAUUAAUUAGGAAACUAAAACUGAACUCUCAACCACUUUUUGUCCCCUCACACCGGAAAACACACACAAGAAUGAGCCUUAUUUAUGUCUUAUGGUGUGUGUCUUAUUUUCUCCUAUUAUGUUUGCUAUAGGCUGCACGGCGGUCGAGUGGUUAGCGCGCAGACCUCACAGCUCGGAGACCAAGGUUCAAUUCCACUCUCUGUGUGGAGUUUGCAUGUUCUCCCUGUGCAUGCGUGGCUUUUCUCCGGGUACUCCGGUUUCCUCCCACAUUCCAAAAACAUGCUAGGUUAAUUGGCCACUCCAAAUUGUCCGUGUGAGUGUGAAUGGUUGUUUGUCUAUAUGUGCCCUGUGAUUGGCUGGACCACCAGUCCAGGGUGUACCCCACCUCUCGCCCCAAAACAGCUGGGAUAGGCUCCAGCACCCCCCGCGACCCUCGUGAGGAUAAGCGGUGGAAAAUGAAUGAAUGAAUGAAUAUCAGGUUAUUUAUUUAUUAUAUAUUUAUGUAUUCAUUAUUAAUGAAAUGACAUUUUUGGAUAAUGUACAGCAACAAUGUGUAUAGUACAUGUGACUUAGGGACAGCCUAAUUCAUACUUAUUAAGAUGUGGAUAUUUUGUUCAGAUAGUUUAGUUCAUAUAUUGACCUACUGUGGAUCGCUUUUAUCAUAUUUAAUGUACAAAAUGUAUGAAAUUAGCCUCCGCAUCCCAUAAUGUUCUUGCAUGAGGAAAGUUUAGACACCCCUUUGGAUUCAGAAGCCAAAGGAACAUAAUGUGACCGCUCGAAUAUUCUAAUCCUCAAAUUGUUCAGUGUAAUCCAAUUUAGGAGUAAGAUUAAUAAAGUAUAAAAUAAUGAAUAUAUUUGGGAUGCCUGUGCGUGCACCACUGACCUUAAACUGAUAAUACAUCACACCUAAGCGCCCUUUUGAUUGACUGAUUUAUUUAACAUUAUUAUAAGUGCCAUAUAUAUGUACUAUAUAUAUACUUACUAUAUACUAUACUAUAACCCAUCCAACCUCUAUCAUACCAAAUGUAUGGGAUAUGUCACAUUGUCUUUGGUUUUAUUUGGGAACAGAUAAGAUGACGUCUUUGGUUUGGGUCAACACAAUGUCACUUUAAACAAUUAUCUGCAAUAAAAAGAAGCCAUAUCAACAAAUGUUGGCUGUUUGAUUUUCACAUUAACAGACCAUAUUUAUUAUUAUUUAUUGACCCUGGUCUUGGUAUCAAUAUUAUAGAUAUUUGGAUGCCCGGUACUGCUGCCUUUGCUUUUGGGGUUUGGAUUCUCCGUCUUCAAAGGCUGUGUCCACAUUUGGCUCAGCAUGAAAUAAACAUGUUGUGUGAGAGUUGUGUUGUUGCUGCUGUGGUGUGGUUCCUCUGGAGACUUACUAACCAGCCACAGCCAUUUAGACUUUCUUCCGGUUUUCAUCAUGA